Messenger RNA from Ectocarpus sp. CCAP 1310/34, 438 nucleotides. The record is from the annotation of a GenBank genome assembly. Lineage: Eukaryota; Phaeophyceae; Ectocarpales; Ectocarpaceae.
GGGAGGAAGGGACGGAGGAACGAUGGCUCUGAAAGGAGUCUUCAAGGAACGACUUCUUCAGAUCGUUUCGGUGGCUACACAGGUGGCCAUAUCUCGGCGAGUGCAGAGGUACAAGCUCGCAUUGCGCGGGCGUCAAGACGCCGAAAACAGGCGAACAAGAUCGACCUCGGACCAGUCAACGCCAAUGAUAUGGGGAUGGAGUGUAGACGCAUCGUAGAACGCGUUUUCGUUUGAAGUUGGCGUCUUGUUUGAGAGUAGAUGUGACAGAUUUGCGUAGAAUAGGGUAAGAUGUUAUCAUGAACGGAGAUGAAAGGGCUUUUCCAACACGGAGAUGUAGCAUGGAUCAAAGCAUUUGUUGGAUUUCAGCUUUUACAAGCGGACAUCAACGCAGUAGUAUUUUAGCAAGCUUACGAACGCAUAUAGGUUACCAUCAGGAUU